Messenger RNA from Phragmites australis (common reed), 1952 nucleotides. RefSeq names its product indole-2-monooxygenase-like. The coding region runs from base 105 to 1709 and encodes 534 amino acids. The record is from RefSeq and is a predicted model, not a curated record. Gene Ontology annotation, molecular function: monooxygenase activity; oxidoreductase activity, acting on paired donors, with incorporation or reduction of molecular oxygen; iron ion binding. The transcript is spliced from 2 exons. NCBI's taxonomy places the organism in Eukaryota, Viridiplantae, Streptophyta, Magnoliopsida, Poales, Poaceae.
ACAAGAGCAGCUCUCAAAUUAUUCCAUAAACAGCUUGGUUUUUACUAGCUAUCACUACACACAAGUUAAGAUCGAUAACCCUCGGUUAACGUUGAAACAUAGCAAUGGCUCACGUAUUGCUGGUACUGGUACACGAGCUGAUCCAUCAAGGAGCAGCUCCACGAGCAUUCUUCCUCGCCUUGCUCUUCGCUCUAGUGCUCGUGCCGCUCCUUCUCUGCUUUGCUGCGUCAACAAGGAGAGCGAGCGGUGAUGGUGAGCUGCUGAGCGAGCUCCCUUCGCCGCCGGGCAAGCUCCCCGUCAUCGGGCACCUGCACCUCAUGGGGGCUCUCCCCCACGUCUCCCUCGCCGGCCUGGCCGCCAAGCACGGCCCCGACCUUAUGCUCCUCCACCUCGGCGCCGUGCCCACCGUCGUCGUCUCCUCGCCGCGCGCCGCUGAGGCCGUCCUGCGCACGCAUGACCACGUCUUCGCGUCGCGGCCGCGGUCCAUGGUCGCGGACAUCAUCAUGUACGGGGCGUCGGACUCGUGCUUCGCACCCUACGGCGAGCACUCCCUCAAGGCCAGGAAGCUCGUGACGAUGCACCUCCUCACCGCCAGGAAGGUGCGAUCCCAGCGCCCGGCCCGGGAAGAGGAGGUCCGGCUGGUGAUGCGCAGGCUCGGCAAGGCGGCGGCCGCGCGCGCGCCGGUGGACAUGAGCGAGCUGCUGCACUCGUUCGUGAACAACCUCAUCUGCCGCGCCGUGUCGGGCAAGUUCUCCCAGGAGGAGGGCCGAAACAAGCUGUUCCGGGAGCUCACCGACAUCAAUGCGGCGCUCCUGGGAGGGUUCAACGUCCAGGACUACUUCCCGAGCUUGUCGAGGCUCGAGCUGCUCAGCAAGGCGGUGUGUGCCAAGGCCAGGCGGGUGAGGAAAAGGUGGGACCAUCUGCUCGACGAGCUCAUCGACGGCCAUGCAACCAGGUCAGUGCACCGUGAGGAUAAUACAGAGGCCGAGCAAGAAGAUGGCGACUUCAUCGACGUCCUCCUGUCCCUUCAACACGAGUAUGGCCUCACCAGGGACCAUAUCAAGGCCAUCUUGAUAGACAUGUUUGAAGCGGGCACCGACACCUCGUAUAUGGCUCUAGAGUUCGCCAUGGCUGAGCUCAUGCGGAAGCCACACCUUAUGGCCAAGCUACAAGAAGAGGUGAGGGGGAGUGUGCCCAAGGGGAAAGAAAUAGUCACAGAAGACGAUCUCACUAACAUGGCCUACCUCAGGGCUGUCAUCAAGGAGACACUCCGGCUGCACCCAUCAGUGCCUCUUCUUAUCCCACACUUCUCCAGAUACGCGUGCAGCAUCGAUGGCUACACAAUCCCGGCCGAGACACGCGUCAUUGUCAAUGCCUGGGCACUUGGCAGGCACGAUAGCUAUUGGGAACUUGCAAAUGAGUUCCUACCCGAGAGAUUCAUGGCUGGGGAUAAUCCCACCACCAACAUUGAUUUCAAGGGUAACAGCUUCCAUUUCUUGCCAUUUGGCUCAGGACGAAGGAUGUGCCCAGGGAUUCACUCUGCAGUAGCCACCUUGGAGAUUAUGCUAGCAAACCUCAUGUACCAUUUUGAUUGGGAGUUGCCAACAGGGUUGAAGGAGGACAUAGAUAUGACAGAGGUGUUUGGAAUAACGGUGCAAAGAAAGGAGAAACUCUUGUUAAGUCCUAUUUGUUUUAGCUUUAAAUUUUGAAAGGUAGUUUUAAAAACUGAAAUUAAAAUAAACAAUCUGCUUUCAUAAUUUGCUUUUCAAAAUCUGUUGGACUUAAUCCUUGUCAUGGGUCUUGGGGACUCGUUUCACCCUAGUGCAGAAGCAAGAAGUUCGUAUACGGUUCGUAUACGGCUAUAGCGCCGUUCGUAUGUAUGCUGAGUUCGAGUCGAAGUUAGAGUUCAGAGUCGGAUCGUGAGAUGGCACGAUUCGUGUUAGGAUUCGGAG